Messenger RNA from Staurois parvus, 1889 nucleotides. NCBI's taxonomy places the organism in Eukaryota, Metazoa, Chordata, Amphibia, Anura, Ranidae. The record is from the annotation of a GenBank genome assembly.
GCGCAGCUGGCCCAGGCUUUGUAUGAUAAUGCAGCUGAGAGCCCUGAAGAGCUUAGUUUUCGCAGAGGUGACGUGAUGCUUGUCCUAGAAAGAGAUGCUCACACUCUAGGGGGGUGGUGGCGUUGUUCUUUGAGGGGAAAACAAGGUAUUGCUCCUGGAAAUCGAUUGCGACUUCUGCCAGAAGAAAACACACAGGAAAAUGAAUACCAGGCACCCCGUCUCAUUGGAGCCACUGCAGUAACCCCAAAGUUACAGAAAUCUGAAGUUAUGCCGCAACAUUCCACAGAGGAACAACAAUCUGAGGUAUAUCAAGUUCCAUCAAUUGCACGCCUCUGCAUCUCAUCACCUCAGGAUGAAAUCUACAACUCUCCUCGUCACAUCGAGACAUCUCAGCCCUGUCCACAAGAGGUUUAUGAUAAACCAUCAUCGUUACUGAGGGAUAUACAGUCUGUAUCAGAAACAUAUGACAGUCCAGUGUUGCGUGUUAAAGAUGUAGCUGUCCAACCCCCUGAAGAGAUACCUGAAGAUAUAUACGAUGUGCCACCAAUGUUCCAGAAUGUGCCACUAUCAGAUAAUGAAGAAGAUGAGGGUAUUUAUUCUAUGCCCUCAAAUUUAAAACGGGUGUCAGGGCUCCAGAAUCUCUAUGAAGCACCAGAAGACAUUUUAGGUUGUGGUAACUUACCGGAAACUCUUGAACCCCCUCAAACUCAUCGUCUUUCGGUUUCCAGUACUGGCAGCGCUCGUUCCGCAGACUCUGGAGGGAGUCGGGAAUCUGGUCUGCCAUCUGUUCUGUCAAGGGAUCCUCGAAGUGAUGGAGUUUCCACCAUGGAGUCAUUGAGACUGUUGCACCAAGAACUGCAAAGGACAGUGGUACUUAUGUUUGAAAAGAUGCAAGAGAGCUCAGGACAGGGGUGUUUAGAAUAUCAAGUUACAGCUCAGGUAAUGGAAGCCCUUAAAGACUUUGUGGACUUGGCCCAGGUUGUUCUCCUUCACUCUUGCCAAGCCUCAGAUCCAUCAUUGCACCGACAACUCUCAGGGCACCUUGAAAAACUUGAGCUUGCUUUACUGGCACUGCAGGAAGCCAGUAUUGAGUUAUCAGUAGUUAACAUAAUUCAGGAGCAGAGUGGGUUUAUUUUAGCACUCGUAACUGCCAAUGCUGGCCUUCUCUUCCCACGACCACGACUCUCUUCUAGUGAAAGCCUUUCCCGGCGGCCACUUCCUGCACUACCCACAGCCUCCCCUGCUACACAUCGCAAAGGCAGCAUCCAAGAUCGACCUCUACCACCACCACCUAUCAUGCACUGCGCUCCUAGUGAUCCUGUUGAAGAUGCACACAGUGAAUAUGAGAGGAUUCAGUGCAGAGACAAUCAUUAUGUUCAUCUACAGGGUACUGUCACUACUCAGACAAUGCAAAAAUCCAAAGACAGACCUACAGACAUAGAUCAGCGCAAUUCACAGGAGAAAAAGACUGACCCUUGUCCAGAGCCAUCAGUCAAGAAGACCAUCAUUUGCUGCGCUUUUAUGCAUCUCAAAGUCACGGACACCUCCAGACACUUCAGACCUGCGUGGGUACAUUUCUGGGAAGUGCAAGCUCACAACCACCACGUGUUUUUGUAGGACAUGGAAAACAGCUGGUGAUUGCGGCACACAAGCUGGUGUUCAUUGGGGACACACUUGGGCGGUUGCUCAGCUGUACUCAACUGCAAGCUAAAUUAGCAGGGGAAGGAGGAGCCCUAUGCCAAGCCCUUAAAGAAGUUGUGCUAGCCACAAAGGAGGCUGCUGCACUGUACCCAUCUCCUGUUGCACUCAAAGCCAUGGCAGCCAGUGUAUCUGUACUCUGCACCUGUGCUCACAGCUUCACAGAACUUCUACAAAAACUGGCUGCCUGA